Messenger RNA from Gekko japonicus, 378 nucleotides. RefSeq names its product S100 calcium binding protein Z (gene S100Z). Gene Ontology annotation, molecular function: calcium ion binding. The transcript has 3 exons. Gene Ontology annotation, cellular component: cytoplasm. NCBI's taxonomy places the organism in Eukaryota, Metazoa, Chordata, Lepidosauria, Squamata, Gekkonidae. The record is from RefSeq and is a predicted model, not a curated record. Bases 79 to 378 code for a protein of 99 amino acids.
AACCCUCAGGAUAAAGUUGAAUACAGUCUGUACCUGGAGAAAAUACUUGGGCUUUCGAUCUGCUUUAGCUGGAACAGUAUGCCGACGCAGCUGGAGAAUGCGAUGGACACCUUAAUCAAGAUCUUUCACCACUAUUCAGCAAAGGAAGGGGAUAAAUAUAAACUCAAUAAAGGAGAACUCAAACAGCUCCUCACCAGUGAACUUACUGACUUCCUUUCGUGUCAAAAGGAUCCCCAGCUGGUUGAUAAGAUUAUGAAGGAUCUUGAUAGCAAUAAAGAUAAUGAAGUGGAUUUUAAUGAAUUUGUGGUUCUGGUUGCUGCACUAACUGUCGCAUGCAAUGAUUUCUUUGAGGAGCAAAUGAGGAAAAAGGGUGAUUAG